CUCUCUCUCUCUCUCUCUGUCUUUCUUCAAGAAGUACUGACAGCUCUGAGCUCUCUCUCCAUCUUGUCUUGCAAUAAAUGAACCUCCCCUGAUUUUAAUUUUUUCCGAUUGUUGCUUCACAAAGCACGAGAAUCUCGUCUCAUUUCAUUUUCCCCUGUUUAAUUACUUCCAUCAGAUCCACCAACAUCGUCUCGAUAUUUUUAUAUACGCUCACUCCCACUCGCUGCUCUCUAUUCUAUUUAACUUCUCCACAUUGCCUCCAAUCCAUACCGGAAAUUCAAGAAACUCCCCAGCUGCCGGCAGACUCCUCUUCCCCAAACACCAACAGGAUUUGGGCGGCGCAGGAGAGUGGGAAUAAGGAAACUUUAAGUAAAGAUGCCCCAAGAAAGCAACUCCAACGGCUCAAUGUUCUUCUCACCAGGCAAGAACUUGAGAGGAUUAAAGGGAUUGAUCUACAACAGUAGUAGUGAUGAUGCAGUGUAUGCUGAGGAGAUCAUCAACGACCGUGAACUGGCUCAGAGGAAAGCCGGAGAAGCAGCUGCAAGGAGGUACCAGGCAGCAGCAUGGCUAAGAGAGAUGGACCAGGGUGCAUCAGAGGUUCUACCAAAAGAACCCACCGAGCAGGAAUUUUGCCUGGCCCUCCGCAAUGGCUUAAUUCUGUGCAAUGUCCUCAACAAAGUCAACCCUGGCGCCGUUCACAAGGUGGUCGAAAAUCGGGUGAUUGACGUCCAGUUCACCGAGGGUGCAGCUCAGUCUGCUAUUCAGUAUUUUGAGAACACAAGGAACUUUCUAGUGGCCGUUGGCGAGAUGAAGCUUUUGACAUUUGAAGCCUCCGAUUUGGAAAAGGGAGGUUCGUCAGGUAAAGUUGUAGACUGCAUCCUGUGUUUGAAAGGAUAUUACGAGUGGAAACAAGCUGGUGGAAUUGGAGUUUGGAGAUAUGGUGGGAAUGUAAAAAUUGUAUCCUUUCCCAAGGGAUCUACAUCUUCUUUUGUCAGCAGUGAAAGUGCAGAUGAGUCUCUCGAUGAUUCUGAAUCAUCACAAUUUGAGCAGCUAUUGGAAUAUCUACAUUUGUCAAGUGAGGUCUCACUUGAGGAAACCAAUGCAGCCAAUGCUCUUACUUCACUCUUUGAACAUUUUGGUCUUGCCCUUCUACAGGCAUAUCUCUCCGAAAUUAGUGGAGUUGAAGACUUGCCUUUGAAUUCAAUGGUUAUUGAUAUUCUGUUGAGGAAGGUGGUUAAGGAUUUCUCCUCUAUGCUUAUUGCUAAGAGCAAUCAGGUUGGACUUAUUCUGAAGAAAAUUUUGAAUGAUGAUGGCAUUCCUCGAUCAAAGUCUGAAGUUUUAGAAAUGAUACUGAAGUACCUUGGUCAAAGAAGUAGUCUGGCUUCAAGCAAUCUCUCCAAAUUUUGCAUUUGUGGCCGGAAACGUGAAGACAUAGCUCAAACAAACGUUUCCCCUGUGGGCAAUGUAGAAGUUCUUGACGUUCAACAGAGGCAGCUAGAGGAACUCAAAUCCUUUUCUAGGGAGACCAAGAAAGAAUUUCAGCUAUUUCAGAAAGUCCAUGUGGAGGAAUUGAAAAGGCUUGAGCAUCAUAUUAAGGGCCUUGAAGUAGCAGCUUCUUCUUAUCACAAAGUUUUGGAGGAAAAUCGAAUGCUUUACAAUCAAGUUCAAGACUUAAAAGGGACUAUUAGAGUUUACUGUAGAGUGAGGCCCUUCCUACCUGGGCAGUCAGAUGGACAGUCCACGGUUGACUAUAUUGGGGACAAUGGAGAUAUCAUGAUUGUCAACCCUCAUAAGCAGGGUAAAGAUGCAAGGAGGAUUUUCACUUUCAACAAGGUGUUUGGCACAAAUGCAACUCAACAACAAAUAUAUAUGGAUACACAACCGUUGGUCCGAUCGGUUCUUGAUGGGUAUAACGUUUGUAUAUUUGCUUAUGGACAAACUGGCUCAGGGAAGACAUACACAAUGAGCGGCCCAGACUUGACAGCAGAGGAGACGUGGGGUGUAAAUUAUCGUGCUUUGCGUGACCUAUUUCACAUUUCAAAAGAAAGAAUGGAAUUUAUAGAGUACGAAGUUGGAGUCCAAAUGAUCGAAAUAUACAAUGAACAAGUUAGAGAUCUCUUGGUCAUUGAUGGAACUAAUAGGAGAUUGGAUGUAAGAAACAAUUCUCAACUCAACGGUCUCAAUGUGCCUGAUGCGUGUCUAAUUCUGGUCAAAUGUACCCAAGAUGUUCUUGAUUUGAUGAGAAUUGGACAACAAAACCGUGCCGUAGGCGCCACUGCUCUAAAUGAAAGGAGUAGCAGAUCGCAUAGUAUCUUAACAGUUCAUGUCCGUGGGAAAGAGUUGGUUUCUGGAUCCACAUUAAAGGGCUGCCUUCACCUGGUGGAUCUAGCUGGAAGUGAGAGAGUGGAUAAAUCUGAAGCCGUUGGCGAGAGACUGAAGGAAGCCCAACAUAUAAACAGAUCUCUUUCUGCACUGGGAGAUGUUAUUUCCUCUCUUGCUCAGAAGACUUCACAUAUUCCUUACAGAAAUAGCAAGCUCACCCAAGUGUUACAGGAUUCUCUAGGUGGCCAUGCAAAGACGCUGAUGUUUGUGCAUAUAAAUCCCAUGGUUAAUGCUAUAGGAGAGACAGUAAGUACCCUGAAGUUUGCCGAGAGAGUGGCCUCAAUAGACCUUGGAGCUGCUCGAUCUAAUAAGGAAAGUGGGGAAAUUCGAGAAUUUAAAGAUGAGAUCACAAACCUCAAGCUCACAUUGGAGAAAAAGGAUGCUGAACUACAGCAACUAAGAAGUGGAGCCAGUAUAAGAGGUGCUAUAUCACCUCUUCGUAUGCCAAAAUCCAAUGUUACUGCCAGCAUGAAGCCUGAAAAUAAUCAGCGUAGUACCAUUGACGACACUCGAAGCUCCGAGGUAAGAAGCUGUUCUUCAGGCAAGCAGAGGAGGUCCCGGUUCCCGGCUAAGUUCACCGACAAGGAUAUUGUACCAAAAAUUCCUUUCCUUGCUGAAGAGAGAUCUGUAGGUUUCAAUAAGGCAAGAUCACCAUCCCCACCUGUUAGAAGAUCAGUUUCAACGGAUAGGAGUGCUGUCAUCAGAAGUAGGAUUAAGCCUGAGACACUUGAUAACCCACCGGUCAUGAGACUACCUUUUCCAGCAAGAGUCCCUACAAACAAAUCCAUGGUUGCUGUACCUUCAAUUGUUCCCUCGACAGAUAGUUACACAAGGUCAUAUCCGGCUUCUCAGGAGCCACCAGUUAAGCAGGAUAACAUUUCUGAGACACUGCACAGUCUCCAAAGAAUUGUCUCCAGAAAAGUUAAUGUAGAACAUGAUGAUCAGGAGCAGUUUAAACAGGCACUUAAUGUUCGACAAGGUGGUAUUAGGAAAACUAAACCUGAGAGUAAGGUUAAGAGCAAGCAUCAAAAUAUUACUAAAAACCAAAAGUCUGACAUUGGAGUUACUCUGCUUACUAAUGUGGACAACGGUAGAAUGAUGGAAGAGGCUCAGAAAAGCGAGUUCUUGGAAAUAGAUAAUGAGCACGGUGAUGAACGUGUUGGAUCACCAGUUUAUGGUAAUACCAUGAGGUUGAAAAAGCUUCAGAGGAACUUCUCGAGGAACUCUCAAAAUGUUGAACCUAGAGAACUGAUACAGCCAACGGAGUCUGUCUAUGCUGGGAAACAUGAGAAUAAAAUUUCCAAUAGCACAAUUCAAAAUCUCAAGGAAGCAAGCAACUCGUCCACCUCGGAGUUCCGAAGAAGCAGAUCUACACCUCGAGGGAAAUUUUUUGUUGUUCCUUGAGAAAGGUGUCAGCCGCUAAUAAUUGUGAAGUCUUUGUACAGCUAUUCUUAUUUCGUGUCUACUGUCCUAUACUCUCUAUCAAGAAAACUAUACGAGGAUGAAUCCCAGUUGGAGAAUGUCUAGUUUGUAGGGAACAGAACACGCUGGUGUACCAGAACCAUUUUCAGUUUGUUUUGACUAUUAUUUGUGGAUAAUCAAAUUAACUUUCAGUUCUUGAUAUGUACACGGAAACUUUCCUAAAUAUAACUGGAGUAUUU
Messenger RNA from Coffea eugenioides, 4043 nucleotides. RefSeq names its product kinesin-like protein KIN-14F. The transcript has 18 exons. The coding region runs from base 376 to 3786 and encodes 1136 amino acids. NCBI's taxonomy places the organism in Eukaryota, Viridiplantae, Streptophyta, Magnoliopsida, Gentianales, Rubiaceae. Gene Ontology annotation, biological process: microtubule-based movement. The record is from RefSeq and is a predicted model, not a curated record. Gene Ontology annotation, molecular function: ATP binding; microtubule motor activity; microtubule binding.